AGGGUUUCCUGUCAGGUUGUCCGGCGGCACCGGGCGUUUGCGUGUGAGCAGUAGCCUGGUUGGUUUUUUUAAAAAUAGUAACCAGGAACUAACUGAUAUUUACCAAGCACGGAGUGGUGUGCUAAGUGCCUUUCGCACACAUGAUGAGUGAAGAAUUAAAAGAAUCACAAGAUAAUGUUUUUCCUGAAUUGACUUCUAUUUGACAAGUGUUAUCUGUAAAGAAGAUCAUUGUUAAACAGAAGAUUGAACAAAGCCUUAUAACUUUGAACCUGGAUUAUAGAUUUAUAAAAGAAAGUUAAAAUUAGUCAUUUUGAUUUUGGUGUUCCAAUUUCAUAAUAUAUACUUAUCCAGGUAGAUUUAGGGAACAGAAAUUAAGAUUUGGUGCUAUACCAAAGGAUGCACUAAUAUUUGUUCUAGCAUUCUUGUUUUCUUUUUGUGUGAGAGGAGAGAAGUAGAUAUAUAAGAACUGAGUUGAUACAUAAUGAAAUAUACUAAAUGCAAUUUUGUUAUGUCAGUUCUUGGCAUAAUAAUCUAUAUAACUGAUUUAAUUGUAGACAUCUUGGUAUCUGUCAGAUUUUUUCAUGAAAAACAAUAUAUUUUUGGUGUUUUAACAUUAAGCUUUAUGCUUUUUGGAACACUUGUGGUCCAGUGUUUUAGUUAUUCUUGGUUCAAGGCUGAUUUAAAGAAAGCAGGUCAAGAAACUCAACCUUGUUUUCUUCUACUUCAUUGCUUGCAAAUGGGAGUUUUUACAAGGUACUGGUUUGCUCUGAAAAAUGGUUACCAUAUAGCAUUCAAAUAUAGCAGCAAAACUAGUAACUUCAUGGAAGAACAAAUUGAUCCACAUAAAGAAGUUAUAGAUAGAGUGACUGAUUUGAGCAUGCUCAGACUGUUUGAGACCUACCUGGAAGGCUGCCCUCAACUUGUUCUUCAGCUCUACAUCUUUCUGGAGCAAGGUCAAGCGAAUUUCAGUCAGUAUUUGUCUGUCGUGGUCUCUUGCUGUGCUGUUUCUUGGUCAGCAGUUGAUUAUCAAAUAGCCUUAAGAAAAUCCUUGCCUAAUAAAAAUCCCCUUAAUGGAUACUGUCCCAAAGUCACGUAUCUCUUUUAUAAGUUAUUUACAUUGUUAUCUUGGAUGCUUAGUGUGGUACUUCUACUAUUCUUAAAUGUUAAGGUUGCUUUAUUUUUAUUGUUAUUUAUUUGGCUUUUAGGUAUAAUGUGGGCAUUUAAACAACAAACUCAGUUUUGUACUUCUUUUAGUAUGGAACUCUUAUAUAGGACUGUUGUUGGAUUUAUUCUUAUUGUUACAUUUUUUAACAUUAAGGGCCAGAAUACCAAAUGUCCAAUGUCCUGUUAUUAUAUUGUAAAGGUACUGACCACACUGGGGAUACUGGUUGUGUUCUGGGUUUACCCACUCUCUAUUUUUAAUGCAGAUUAUAUUAGACCUAUCAGUAUCACUAUAGUUCUUACUCUUCUCCUUGGAGUUAUUUUUCUUAUUGUUUAUUAUGGGAUUUUUCACCCAAACAAGACUGAAGAAACAGAGUUUGAUGAAAUUGAUGGAAAAUCAGUUCAAAGAGAUUGUAGAAUAAGAUAUUUUCUAAUGGAAUAAGCUAUUCAUUUGGGAGAUUUUAAAAAUUUUUGCUUCAUUGAUUAAUAAAGAAAAUACAUGUUGGGUAUGGGUUGUCUCUUAU
Molecule: messenger RNA, 1685 nt
Organism: Lepus europaeus (European hare)
Lineage: Eukaryota; Metazoa; Chordata; Mammalia; Lagomorpha; Leporidae
Gene: XKR9
Product: XK related 9
Exons: 5
Coding region: 482-1603 (373 amino acids)
Biological process (GO): phosphatidylserine exposure on apoptotic cell surface; apoptotic process involved in development; engulfment of apoptotic cell
Cellular component (GO): plasma membrane
Source: RefSeq, a predicted model, not a curated record